AUGAUGAUCCAGCUCAAUGUUCAUACGGGGAUAUAUAAAAAGCUACAUAAUGAUCACUGGACGUUCAACAUUCCCGGGUUGGGCUUCUAUUACGACAAGAUCAAGAACAGGAAGAACAACCUCAAGAGUCAAAACUUGGAGAUAAAAGACGACGCAAUGUGGAAAUUAGCGCUUCUCUUGACAUCUUUCGCAGCGUCUACGCAAAUCACUUCAGCUUUGCCCACUACUCAAAAUGGUGGAAGGGCUGUCCUCCAGUCAGUAAGCGUCAUCAACGCCCGCGAUGCUAAAUCUGAUGCAGCUGACCCUGCAGCCAAUUUGUCCAUGACGAUCCCAGCCUCGAGCAUAACCCCAAGAACCCUCAAAAUCAAUGUCAAUCUUCCGCGUUAUCGUAGACGCAUUGAGCCAGCAGCGAUAUCUGGACUGCUCCAAAUCUUUCAAGAGCAGCUUGAAAACAAAGGCGAUGGCCCGAUGAGAAAUACUGAGAUUACCAGAACUAUGUAUCCUCGGCUCCAGGUCGAUUUACAGCCAGUUCAGUACUUGGGUGCUCAGACGAUCAGCUAUGACGAGGCCGCCGGGUGUGUGGGUCUCGUAAAGGCACAGGUGGAGGCAGAGCAUGUGGUCACUGAUUUCGAGUUUACUAUCAAGGAUGAGGAUCUUUUAUUGGCGGAAGGGACCCUGGAGUCGGUGGGCGACGGCUUUGCGAAAGUUGAAGGCCUUGAGGUCUCUACUAGCUCUAUGGGCGUGGCGAGUAUGUAG
Messenger RNA from Bacidia gigantensis, 756 nucleotides. RefSeq lists its product as uncharacterized. The record is from RefSeq and is a predicted model, not a curated record. The transcript is spliced from 2 exons. NCBI's taxonomy places the organism in Eukaryota, Fungi, Ascomycota, Lecanoromycetes, Lecanorales, Ramalinaceae. Bases 1 to 756 code for a protein of 251 amino acids.